AGAAGCCACGUCAUUAUUUCUCCAUUAUUUGUAUAUACUCUUUCAAAGCCCAGGUUCAAGUCCCUCCUCCCCUACCUAAAACCCUAAUCCCAAAACAGAAGAUCGUCUUUGUUUGGCAACUCAGGAAAAAGAAAAUGUCAACUGGAGGAGAGAAGGGUUCGGCAACCACAAAAACACCUGCUGAUUUUCUCAAAUCAAUUCGUGGGCGGCCUGUUGUGGUUAAGCUCAAUUCUGGAGUUGAUUAUAGAGGUAUUUUAGCUUGUCUUGAUGGGUACAUGAACAUAGCGAUGGAACAAACAGAAGAAUAUGUAAAUGGCCAACUGAAAAACAAAUACGGUGAUGCUUUCAUUCGAGGAAAUAAUGUUCUGUACAUCAGCACAUCCAAGAGGACUCUUGCAGAUGGUGCAUAAUCAAAACAAUUGUGAGAGCCGCAGCUCCAUAUGUUAGUGGUUUGAUGGUGCGGUGCAAUGUAGUGAUUCUAGUUACUGGCUUUGGAUCAGAAAUUAAAGAGUGUCGGUUUAAAUUUCCUUGUAUCAUGUGAGGCGAAGUUGAACUUUUUUUAUUUGUAAGCACCUCCUGGGUAUCUCCAUUAAUAUGUACCCGCUUUAGUUUA
Messenger RNA from Populus nigra (black poplar), 613 nucleotides. Its product is annotated as sm-like protein LSM36B. The coding region runs from base 135 to 410 and encodes 91 amino acids. Gene Ontology annotation, molecular function: RNA binding. The transcript has 4 exons. Lineage: Eukaryota; Viridiplantae; Streptophyta; Magnoliopsida; Malpighiales; Salicaceae. The record is from RefSeq and is a predicted model, not a curated record. Gene Ontology annotation, cellular component: U4/U6 x U5 tri-snRNP complex; P-body; sno(s)RNA-containing ribonucleoprotein complex. Gene Ontology annotation, biological process: maturation of SSU-rRNA; mRNA splicing, via spliceosome.